Molecule: messenger RNA, 1880 nt
Organism: Annulohypoxylon maeteangense
Lineage: Eukaryota; Fungi; Ascomycota; Sordariomycetes; Xylariales; Hypoxylaceae
Exons: 2
Coding region: 162-1868 (568 amino acids)
Source: RefSeq, a predicted model, not a curated record
GGAGAGCUAUAUGGAUUAGCCAACUUAAUCUUCGAUUUUAUUCGUCUAUCACGCGGGAACGUAGAGCAAAUCAUUUUCUUUGUGUAUCUUUCGUUUUCCCACGGCCGGUCUGUCGGGAUGCUUUUAUAGGAAUGGCAUUGGAUAUAUAAUAACGAACUAAGAUGAUGAAACCCAGGCUGUCGCUCCUAUUGCUGUGGUCGCUCUGGUCAACGACAGGCUUAGGGCUCAGUGAAUUCGUGUCCGAUGGAGAUAGGAUACUCGAUAACAGAAAACGGGGCGAUGGUGAGAGAAAUGAUCCGGUAGCGGUGAGAUGGGAUCUGACGGGGAGGAACGACGAAGCCCAGCUUCCUUCGAUUACGGCGGCGCCAAUUAUACCAACAGAAAGUUUACUAAGUGGCCCUCGCCUUCAAAUUCGCCAAACCACCGCGACUACCACAGAUUCAGAUGAUGCAGACGACGACGAUGAUGACGAUGGGCCACCGCCUCCACCAGGCGCGCCUCCCCCGGUCCAGGCUAGCUUCAGCAUAUCCAACAGUGUCUCGGCCUCUGUAUCAAGCAGUGUGGCGGGUAGCGUGGCAGCCAGUGUGGCAGCCAGCGUAACAGGCGUCUUCACGUCAUCGCUUCUAGCGCUUUCAGCAGCGUCGUCUAGUGCUGUCAUAUCCGCACGCGCAGCCGGAAUAGCCGAAGGAAUAUCGUCAGCUACGGCGGGUGCGACAACCGCUGCUCCGCCACCGACGACUGGAGCUACCAGCAGCACGUCUGCGGCGUCAGCGACUAACACAAAUGCUGCUAGUGCCAUUGCAAACAUACAGACGAGCGCUAGCAAGGCCGUGGAGGAAGCACAGGCUAGUGCUAGCAUCAGCGCGCAGAGUGCCGUAGAAGCGGCGAAAGCUAGCGCGAGUGCUAUCAUGGCCAACGCGAGUCCUCAAUCCCAAGGCUCAAGCCUAACCCCAGGUCAAAUCGGAGGCAUCGUCAUAUCCAUCGCCUUCAUCUCCUCACUCCUCUCCGCCCUCGCCACCUUCCUCCUCAUGCGACGCAAAGCGCGUCAACAAGAUGACUCCAACAAAUACGAACCCGACCUUUACGCCCCGCGAACCCUGGAACCAAUCCUGCCCCCCGUCCCAGAACCGCGUCCACACUCCCUCUCCCAAUCCAUCCGCAACCGGCUCUCUUCCUUCCACGCCAUGUUCGGCGCGCCCAUAAUGCCGCCCUACCGCCGGAGUCAAUCCCCGAGCAACAGCAACGUCGACGCUUUCUCGGCGGACAUAAAACGGCGGCCCCCAACGUCCGAGCACCCGGCGAUGGCCAUGGCCAUGUCGCACAACGCGCGACCACUCAGCGACCCCGUUUUCCCGGUGUCCCCGGUCUCGUCCGUCGGCGACCAAUCGCUGAUCCUACAGAGCACCGAGCCGCAAGCGCGACUGCAGCCGUCACCACCGGUCCCGGUGAUCGUCGAGGCAGCAGCAUCACCAGUCCCAGCCACAGCCGUAAGCGCGAGUGCGCGGGCGUCGGCGGCACUAGCGCGGGUAUCGUUGGCGCGCGAGCAGGUCAUAAGCGGAGGACAACGGCCUUACCUAGUUCGCGUGGGCAGCGGACGGGAACAAAGUGGAGAUCCGCUAUCGAUGAACCCCGUGAGCGCGGAGCUGAAGUACGACGUAGCGCCCCCAGUAUCCGCGACGGGACAAUGCCACAUGACGUUCCCGACCCACCUAUCGAUGGAAGACGACGGACACGGGGGAUGGAGGACCAGCGGCGGGACGGAGAUGAGCAGCACGCCUUCGUUUCAAGUACAAGCGCCGAUCCCUCGGCGGCUCGUCGAUCCUGUUUCCCUCGAGCAAGGGCCGAAUUAUCUGCCGCAUGCGUAUUGAUGAAGUUGAAGU